Messenger RNA from Aegilops tauschii subsp. strangulata, 1149 nucleotides. RefSeq lists its product as uncharacterized. The record is from RefSeq and is a predicted model, not a curated record. NCBI's taxonomy places the organism in Eukaryota, Viridiplantae, Streptophyta, Magnoliopsida, Poales, Poaceae.
GUUAAUUAAUGGAAAAGUACCGUAGAACAGUUCUACGGUUUCGGCUUAAAAAAUCUGUGCAGUAUCGUUUACCAUGGUAAGCUAGCAAUUGCUAAUGCAUGGUCGGCGCCUGAAACUUGACCAUAAUUCAAAGUUUAAUCCUAUUUCGGGCGCCACGCAGCUACGGGCGGGCGGCUGCCGCGCUGUACUUCUCGAGCUCUCACACGCAGAUCGACUAUAUAUAUUUCCCCACCGCCCGGGCGGAACACCUUCGCUGCCACAGCAAACAAAGACAGCCUGUGAAGCAGCCACACAUACAAGCAAACGUUAGUGUGAGCAUGCCUACUCUGAACGGCGGGGGCGGGUCCUGCUCACAGGGCGUCGUGGUGUCCCUCGUGUCGGCGCUCGUCUUCUGCGUCCUCGUCGCCACCGUCAGCGCCUGGAAGGCGUUCGCGUUCACAGGCCUGGCGCUGGCCGCCUUGGUCGCCCUCGAGUGCCUCGCGCCCGACAGUUGGCGCGACGGGCGGAUGGGCGGCGCGGGCGCCGCCGCCGCCGAGGGCGUGGCUUGGGCCGCAUCCCGGCUCGGCGGGCUCGGGAAGGCCGGGAUCGAGUCGCUGCCCACGUUCGCGUACGCAUCCCGUCGCCCCGUGGCCGGUGGCGACCUCGAGUGCGGGGGCGCCCAGGCCCAGACGUGCUCCGUGUGCCUGGAAGAUCUCGGCGACGGCGAGAUGGUGCGGCAGCUGCCGACGUGCAAGCACCUCUUCCAUGUCGGGUGCAUUGACAUGUGGCUGCACUCGCACACCACUUGCCCUCUCUGCCGUUGCGACCUCUCGCCACAGCGGACGUGUAACGGCAAGGUGACAGCUGUAGGGAUCGAACCGCCUGUUGCUUAGCCCCGUAUACAGACAGGACAGUUUUGUGAACGUCAAAUAAAGUUUGUUUAGGGCUCGUGUUUCAGGCUGCCCGCCGGUGGUAGGUGGUACUACUAACAUGUUUUGUCCUGUUCAUAAGUAGUGACAGAUCCGACUCUUGAAAUAUAAGAUGAGCCUUGCGCCGUCUAACAAUUUCGGAGACUUUUAAGGGGUCAUGUUGGUUAAUUGACUAGGUGGUCAGAAGUUUAGUAACACCACAGAUUUGAACGAAGAGUUGGACAUGAGGGUGUCUCUUUCA